GGUGGCGAUGAGCCACGUGUUGGUCAGUGCGGCUCACGAUGGCGCGGCUCUUCAGCGCGCUGGUGAAGGCGCUGAGGCGUCGAGUGAAGGCUGAAGAGAGGAGGAAAGGGGCGGCGCUCGGCAGUCCCAGGGAGGCUUGGCCGGUCAGCUACAGCACGGCUCCGACCAAAGCCGCCCUGCACAUCCCCGGCAUGGAUUACCAGGAUGCAGUCCAGGCUCUGAACACCUUGCAGACCAAUGCCAGCACUCUGGAGCAGAUCCGCCGGGAUCGGGAGCGUGGUCAAACACAGGGCACGUUGGAAGCAAUGAAAUCCUUCGUACGUCGAGCUGGCAUGACGAUCGAGGAACUGGACCAGCUUGCCAUCAUUCAUGUGACUGGGACAAAGGGAAAGGGUUCCACGUGUGCAUUUUGUGAAAAUAUAUUACGUAAUUAUGGAUUGAAGACUGGAUUUUACAGUUCCCCACACCUAGUGCAAGUGAGGGAGAGAAUUCGGAUCAACGGCAAACCAAUCAGCAAAGAUCUCUUUACAAAGUACUUCUGGCAAGUGUAUAACCGAUUGGAAGAAACAAAGGACCGUGACUCCGGGACUAUGCCUGCGUACUUCCGUUUCCUCACCAUUCUUGCCUUCCACAUUUUCCUGCAUGAAAAGAUUGACGUCGCAAUAUUAGAGGUCGGAAUUGGUGGAGCUUAUGAUUGUACCAAUAUAAUCAGGCAUCCCGUAGUGUGUGGAGUGUCAUCACUGGGGAUAGAUCACGUCAGUAUCCUGGGUGACACCAUGGAGAAAAUAGCAUGGCAGAAAGGAGGAAUAUUCAAGCCGGGAGUCCCAGCAUUCUCAGUGCCACAGCCCAGUGGACCAAUGGCUGUUCUCGUUGAAAGAGCAAAAGAGAUUGGAUGUUCUCUGCAGCUGUGCUCAGAUCUGGAGGACUUCCAGUCUGAGAGGGAGAAGCUGACCUUGGGUUUGGCCGGAAACCACCAGAAAUUAAAUGCAUCGCUGGCGUUGCAGCUAUGUCGGGAGUGGCUCCAGUAUCAUCACCACCCAGAUUUCCCACAACUCCAGGGAAAGCAGGACCAUGCUGAGCAGCACUUGAAACAGAGCUUGCCUGUCAGCUCAGCUUUCUGCCCAAGCACAGCCAUGGUGGAAGGAUUACGCAAUACUGAAUGGCUGGGUCGUUCGCAGAUCCUGAAACGUGGCUCUGUGACAUAUUACAUUGAUGGUGCUCAUACGAUUGGUAGUAUAAAGGCCUGUGUCACCUGGUUUCGGGAGCAAUCGUCGAAGGAAGCUAAAUCAGUGAAGGGUCCUGUGGUCCGCUUGCUGCUUUUCAACACUACAGGCGAGAGAGAUGCUGCUGCGCUCCUCAAGCUGCUGGCGCCAUGUCAAUUUGAUUUUGCUGUUUUCUGCCCCAACCUCUUGGAUGUAGCUCAGAAGAAUCCGAAUCCUGAUCAGAAAAAUUACACUGUGUCUUUGGAGAAUAUGCUGAGCCGGUGCCUUGAGAAUCAUCACGCUUGGUGCAAGCUGACAGAGGUGAAGAGGGACAAUUUGUGGGGCUCUUUGGGAAGUGCUCUGGAGAGCCCAGCCGUGUUGGUCAAGAAGGGCGACUUGGAUGGGGGAGAGUUGCUGAUGAAUGAACUGGAAUGUGAGCUGACGACGGCCCGUGCACUUGUCUUCCCCUGCAUCAACAAGGGCUUGCAGUGGGCGACACAAGGUUGUGACCCUGGCCUCCAGCCUGCCUUGGCUACCCCCCUACACAUCGCGGGGACGAUGGCACUGAAGGAAGCUUCCACCUUACAGAUCCUGAUCACGGGCAGCCUCCACCUAGUGGGCGGGUGCCUGAAACUUCUCGACCAGUCUUUGUCUCAGUAAAAGCCAAAUGUGUGUGUGUGUGAGUCAGACAUGGCUUCACAGCCCUCUCAGGAGGAUGGGUGGACGGUUGCCAGGUCCAAUGUGAUAUUGAUUGUACUUGACUCUAUUCAAGCGCGAUAACUUGAAAUGUGAAGGGACACCAUUAACUGAGUCCGGUAGAAUCUGCGAUGAACUCUUGCUUUCAAUCAGCCCAAAGUAGAUGUGUGAUUGGAUCUUGGCAUUUUAUUUUUCAGGCAUGAUUAGUGUGUGAAAUGAUCAUCCAGUUUUCAAGCCUAAUAAUAUGUACAGUUUAAAAAAAAAUUUGCACAUGCAUUAUUUAUUAAAAGAUAAUUAAUUAUCAUGGUUGUUAUAAAUAAGGCAGAGAGCCAGGGAUUGUGAUCUGGGUAGUGUCACUUUGAAACUUUGGCUGAUAGUGCUUGUAUGGUAUGGCUGAGGUUUCUCAAUCGCUUCCUUCCAAGCACUGCUAGCUCAAGAUGGAGGAGGGGGGGUGGAUGCUUCAAUGCACUUUGUGGCUCUUUUUUAUCAGAAUUUAUUUUGAAGCCAUCCAAAAUAUGGCAUUGUAAAUCAUCAUAACGUGAAAGAAACAACCCACACCACCAACAAUGUCUGAACGGUGAACUCGCAGCGGAGCAGCCCAAUGCAUUUCAGAGUGAAUUGAGACUAGUUUCGCUGUUGGAUAAUUGUAACACACAAAGCAGGAUGGGUUUAAUUAUACAACACCCCUCAGUGCGAACGACAGUGGAAAGCUGUGUCAGUGGGAUUUCACCAAGUCAGGCCUGGAAGCAGGCAGGUGGAUGGCCUGUCGACACUGCUGCUCCAUGCUCGGUCAGAGUUGGUGAAGUCUAGUGAAGUUCUAAAUCAAUCCGCUUUAUCUCUGUAAAUAUCAAUAGAAUCAACAUCUGCAAUAAUUUAAAACAAAUUGGAUUCAGCUCCUCUGUUCCAGAGUUCUAAGAACUUCAAGAACUUUCUGGAAUGUUGUGCUGUGGAGAGAUCAUGUGCCUUAUACCAUAUGCAAACUAACAUGUUAAUACCUUUCUUUCAC
Molecule: messenger RNA, 2904 nt
Organism: Amblyraja radiata (thorny skate)
Lineage: Eukaryota; Metazoa; Chordata; Chondrichthyes; Rajiformes; Rajidae
Gene: fpgs
Product: folylpolyglutamate synthase
Exons: 16
Coding region: 39-1862 (607 amino acids)
Biological process (GO): tetrahydrofolylpolyglutamate biosynthetic process
Cellular component (GO): mitochondrion; cytosol; cytoplasm
Molecular function (GO): ATP binding; tetrahydrofolylpolyglutamate synthase activity
Source: RefSeq, a predicted model, not a curated record